UAUAUUGCCUACACUAUAUAAACUUGGUCUCUCCCAAAACUCUCAAAGCCCCUCCUCUUCCACCUGAACAUUUUCUCGAGAAAAUAUAUAUAAAUCAGAGUUCCCUUUAUAAUUUGACUUCACUCGUGGCAGUAAACAAAAGGAAAAAAAAAAAUGGCAGGAGGUCAAGUAAAAUGCAGCAAGAUCCGUCACAUUGUGAGACUGAGGCAAAUGCUCCGGCGAUGGCGCAACAAAGCCAGGUUAUCUUCGGUCAGCCGUUGCGUACCGUCGGAUGUUCCAUCAGGACACGUGGCAGUCUGUGUGGGAAGCGGUUGCAGGAGAUUCGUGGUGCGCGCGUCGUACCUGAACCACCCGGUCUUAAGCAACCUUCUGGUUCAAGCCGAGGAAGAGUUCGGUUUCGCUAACCAAGGACCGUUGGUUAUCCCAUGCGAAGAAUCGGUUUUCGAAGAAGCGAUCCGGUUUAUAUCUCGGUCUGAUUCGUCUCGGUCGAGCCGGUUUACUUGUCCCGAAGACCUCCAGAAAUGCAACGGAGGAGGAGGAAUCAAACUCAAAAGCAAGAUGGAUCUGUUGAUGAUUGAAUCUCGACCGUUGCUUCACGGCGUCGUUGAGAAAGCCGUCUGGUGAAAAUGUUUUACGUUUUUUAAGAUCCGACGGGGUGAAGAAACCUGUACGUGACGAUUCUGACCCGGUUCGAUUCGGAACGAGUACAGAAGAAGGAAGGCGAAUUUUUGGAUUAAAUCGUCGUUGACUCGGCUGAGCUACCACCGAGUCGGCUGGUACUAAUUUUUUUCGUUUUGAAUUUUGAUUAUUAUAAUGAGAGCAUUCGAGUCAGAUGAUGAUAAAAAAAAAAAAAAAGGAGAUGGCGGUAGAAGGUGGGUGAGUCGUGCCACCGAGUCAUCCCGGGUUUGGAAUCCGAGUUUCUCAAUCAAAGGGGAUGUAAUUGUAAAUAAGACAAAUCAUGAAAAGAAAAAAGAAAGAGUGAUUUGAUUCAGUGCUUUUUUUA
This is a messenger RNA of Capsella rubella, 1003 nucleotides long. Its product is annotated as auxin-responsive protein SAUR50. The record is from RefSeq and is a predicted model, not a curated record. NCBI's taxonomy places the organism in Eukaryota, Viridiplantae, Streptophyta, Magnoliopsida, Brassicales, Brassicaceae. Gene Ontology annotation, biological process: response to auxin. Bases 154 to 624 code for a protein of 156 amino acids. The transcript has a single exon.